Aspergillus pseudonomiae is the source of this 1731-nucleotide messenger RNA. Its product is annotated as POT family-domain-containing protein. Gene Ontology annotation, biological process: transmembrane transport. Gene Ontology annotation, molecular function: dipeptide transmembrane transporter activity. Gene Ontology annotation, cellular component: membrane. Bases 1 to 1731 code for a protein of 576 amino acids. The record is from RefSeq and is a predicted model, not a curated record. The transcript is spliced from 4 exons. NCBI's taxonomy places the organism in Eukaryota, Fungi, Ascomycota, Eurotiomycetes, Eurotiales, Aspergillaceae.
AUGUUACAUCUGGAUCCUCCAUUUCUUUUGGAACUGCGGAUGCACGUAUGCAUCUCCGCCGCUUAUUAUUUGGGCCAAGCGCCCACCGAGGAGGAAUUAAAUACUUUACGCAAGGUCCCCGGCCCAGUAUCAGGGUCCGGAUAUUGGCUCUGCACCGUUGAGUUUGCAGAGCGUGCCUCGUAUUAUGGCUGCACCUGGGUCUUCCAGAAUUUCAUUCAAUAUCCUCUACCCCCCGGUGGGAAUGGCGCGGGAGCGUCAGCGCCAGGGUCGGAGAAGCCAGCAGGAGCAUUAGGGCAGGGACUGCAGGUCUCGUCCGCACUGACGCUGUUGUUCAAGUUCCUUGCGUACUGUAUUCCCAUCUUUGGCGGCUGGCUAGCUGAUACAAAGCUGGGACGAUAUAAGACAAUCUGUAUCGGGGUGGCCAUUUGCGGUGUUUCGCAUAUUAUCAUGGUGGUCGGCGCGAUUCCGAGCAUAUUGCAGGCUGGCCAUGGCAUGGCACCGUUCGUUGUCAGUCUGAUAAUUCUCGCAUUUGGAGCGGGUAUGGUCAAGGCGAAUAUUUCCCCGGCUGUCAUGGAACAGGUCACUUUUAAGCAUCCUUACAUUAGAACUCUGAAGUCCGGAGAACGGGUCAUUGUCCACCCCGAAACUACGAUCCAGCGACUUACACUUACAUUUUACGCUCUGAUCAAUGUGGGCGCUUUCUUCGGGCUGGCGACCAGCUACUCGGCGAAGCGUGUCGGAUAUUGGCUGGCAUACCUCAUUCCCGGCAUCAUGUACUUCUUGAUGCCAAUUAUCUUGGCUUUGGUAUACAAGAAGACGAUCAAAAUGCCUCCGCAAGGGAACGUCCUCGGUGACACCUGGCAUGUCAUCAAACUAGCGAUCCAACAAAAUGGGUUCCGCAAGUUCGGAUCGGAGGUGUACUUCAACUCAGCGAAGCCAUCGGAGCUUGCGCGGCAGGGUAUCGCCUCAUAUAAGGGGAAGCCGAUCAGCUGGAACGAUGGGUUCGUGGACGAUGUUCGACGCACGCUCGUGGCCUGCCAGAUCUUUCUCUUCUAUCCCCUGUACUACCUCAACAACGGAGGCAUCGGAAGUAUUACCAACUCCCAAGCCGGAUCAAUGACAACGAAAGGGGCACCCAACGACCUCGUCAGCAACUUCAAUCCUCUAGCUAUCAUCAUCGCGUCUCCGAUCCUCAAUUACGGUCUCUACCCCUUACUCCGUAGGCAUCGGAUCGAAUUCGGCCCCAUCAAACGUAUCACCCUCGGCUUUAUCCUCGCUGCCUUAAGUUGUGUCAUUGGCGCCAUCCUCCAAUGGCGCGUCUACGAAACCUCACCUUGCGGCUACUAUGCGACAGAAUGUGACAUUGGCAACGGCGUCUCCACCCUCUCCGUCUGGGCCCAAACCCCAAUGUACGUUCUUCAGGCCCUAUCGGAGCUCUUCGCCAUCGUCAGCGGCUACGAGCUGGCCUUCUCGCGGUCGCCGAAGAGUAUGCGCGCGUUGGUCGUCGCUCUUUUCCUGUUUACGUCUGCCGUCUCGUCUGCAAUUAGUCAGGCUGUUGUUCCGGCGUUGGCGGAUCCGCAUCUGAUUUGGCCGUUUGUAGGCACUGCUGUCCCGGGAGUGCUAUUCGCGGUGGUGUUUUAUUGGGUCUAUCGCGAUCUGGAUAAGGAGACGUUCCUACGGGACGAUUCAGAUGGUCAGCAGGAGAUUCUGUCGGAGAAGGACAAAAACUAG